Coccidioides immitis RS is the source of this 2293-nucleotide messenger RNA. RefSeq names its product molybdenum cofactor biosynthetic protein. Gene Ontology annotation, molecular function: thiosulfate-cyanide sulfurtransferase activity; adenylyltransferase activity; URM1 activating enzyme activity. The record is from RefSeq and is a predicted model, not a curated record. The transcript has 3 exons. NCBI's taxonomy places the organism in Eukaryota, Fungi, Ascomycota, Eurotiomycetes, Onygenales, Onygenaceae. Bases 36 to 1553 code for a protein of 505 amino acids. Gene Ontology annotation, biological process: tRNA wobble position uridine thiolation; protein urmylation. Gene Ontology annotation, cellular component: cytoplasm; cytosol.
UCGAAAAACAACACACACCCGAAAUCAACACCAGCAUGACCUCCAUAGAAGAUACCCGCGCCUCCCUCCAAGCUCAAAUUUUAAAAGCCGAGCAGCACCUCCUCCAGCUAAAGCAGCAACUCGCUGAGAUCGACCACCAAGCCUCCCAAGGUAACACAGACACCGCAACGUCAUCUUCUAGUGCGGCUACGACGACUGAAAGUUCGGAUUUCAACAAUCGCGUUCGAGAGGAUUUUUGGAAGCGCAAGUGGCCUUUGCAGCAGGAUGAGUAUCGGCGCUAUGGGCGACAGAUGAUCGUUGAACAGAUUGGUUUGCAAGGGCAACUCAAGCUUCGGAAUGCGGCAGUUCUCAUCGUCGGCGCAGGCGGCCUUGGAUGUCCUGCAGCGAUGUACCUUGCCGGUGCCGGCGUGGGCACCCUUGGAAUCAUCGACGGGGAUACGGUUGAAGCUUCGAACCUGCACCGACAGAUUCUACAUCGGACCAAAAAUGCCGGAAAAUAUAAGGUGGAUAGCGCAGUUGAAUAUUUAGAAGAACUAAAUCCGCAUCCCAAGUAUAUUCCCUACCGGACCCGCCUAACACCGUACGAAGCUCCAGAUAUUUUCGAAAAGUACGAUGUUAUCUUGGACUGUACGGAUAAUCCGGCCACAAGAUACUUAAUCUCCGACACGGCUGUGCUGCUCGGAAAGCCAGUAGUAUCUGCGUCGGCCCUUCGGACUGAGGGCCAGUUGAUGAUCCUAAACUACCCUCCGAGGUCACCGGGAGAUAUAUCAGGAGGCUCAUGCUAUCGCUGCGUUUUUCCCAAGCCUCCGCCCGUGGAUUCCGUCAUAAGCUGCGCAGAUGGAGGAAUCAUGGGGCCCGUUGUGGGGCUCAUGGGUGUGAUGCAGGCUCUGGAAACGAUUCGAGUCAUCGCUUCGCCUAUGACGGCCGAAACGGGUGAACAAUCAAUCGUUCCAUCUCUUCACCUCUUCUCUGCAUACUCGACGCCGCCGUUUCGCAAUAUUCGACUACGCAAGCGUAGGGCAAACUGCAGUGUCUGCUCCGCAAACCCGUCCAUCACCCUCGAGUCGUUACGCAGUGGCUCGACGGACUAUGUUCAGUUCUGUGGCUCUUUGAACCCGCCCUCCAUUCUCGACAGUAACCAGCGCAUUACACCAACGGAAUACAUCCAGGCCCAACUGACUAGAACGUCUUGCAAGGAAACGGUAGAGGAGCCAAUCCUUAUCGAUGUGCGAGAGAAGGUGCAAUACGAUAUAUGUGCCCUUCCAAAUAGCAUCAACAUACCGAUCUCGCAGAUAUUAUCAUCUUCCAGCCUUACCAGUACGCAAAACCUCGGGAAGCAAUCCGCCGAUCAGCCUUCCUGGCUUCCAGUGUCAAUAUUUAACUCUUCCGAUGCAGUGUACAUUGUGUGCCGACAAGGAAAUGAUUCUCAAGUUGCAGUUCAGAAAUUAAGGGAAUUGGGUAUCGAUCGAAACGGAGAAAGGACUAUUGCUGAUAUGAAAGGUGGACUCAAGGCGUGGAGACGCGACGUUGAACCGGAUCUUCCGGACUAUUGACUUAUGUUCGGCCUGCGACCAAGGAAGUUACCAGAGACCAUUAAAUUAGCCUUUCCGCGGCAUUUAUAUUGUAUGCCACUUCGAUCAUAUCCUAGUCGUGUGGCACUUUAACAGGGGCCUUUUCCAGCCAAGCCCAUUCCACAUCAACUCUGCCUUGUUCAACCAGGGCAAGUUUCUCAAACACGCUCACGGACACGUCGAUGUCCGUUGGUUCGCAAGCAACACCUGUGAAGCGUAGUCAGCAACGAUGCGCAACACGUACAAAAGAGAAGAAAUGAACCAAUGUCACGAUGAAAGUGGUCGUACAUCUAUCAACAACAGUCACGUCGACGCUCUUGUCACCCCGUCUGAGUCGAAGCUUCAACCCACAAAGUGGGUUUUGGUUCGGGUCUGACCCUGUACUUGCGGCGUCGUACAAGAUCCGCGAGACAGCACAGACAUUCUCGGAGGCAGCGCUGGUUAUGCCACAAGCUCCUAGGCCCGGCUCAUAGUACGUGAGAUCCCCGGAGUAGGGGCCACCAUUAUCGAGGGGUAGAGGCAGGUUCGAGCUUUUCCUAUACGAAUCCAUUUAGCCUUCUGUUAUCCAAUGAAGGCAAGCAAUGCCAGCAAAUCAAGUCGAGAAAACGCGGGAUGACGAAGCUCACUUUUUCUUCGACAAGCCCACUGCUAAGCCAAUUAUCAAGACCAAGAGCACAAGAGCAGCAGCUAUUCCGCAAAAGAAUAAUCUUUGUUUCUUCUUG